CCUGCGAGCUGUAUCUCCUUGAGACGGAAAGGAAAGAUUCGAACGGGAGCUUUCAAGUUUGUCCCCCCCCCCUCCAAGGGAGCCCGCGCUUAAGAUUUCUACGAUACGAACAAAACAAUAAGUGCCAAGUUUAGUCUCGCACGUACCUCUGUCACCGGUAUACAGAAUUGUCUUUCGUUUUACCACGGUGAUAUCUCGACACGUGUGACAGCCAUAGGCAACGAAGAAGCUCGAAAGCGAAGAGAGCCAGCGUGCUUGUUCAACGCGAGAGAGAGAGAGAGAGAGAGAGAGAUAGAGGAGACCACGCUUGACGAUCGUUCGAAUCGGUUGAUAACCGCGAAUCUGGCUCGCGUUCACGUCGAUCUCCUCGCACGAUUGAGAGAUUCGAACGGGUGUGCUUCCAAUGUAAAUCCACGAGCGUAUUAUCGGAGUGGCAGUUUUUGUGUUCACGAAGUUCGUACACUGCGGGUUAUUCCUGUCUCACUGGCUUUCGUACAACGUCGCCGCGAACGUCGUCCUUGCUCUGGAACGGGGAAGAAGGCCUAGCCCACGACUGGAUCGCGAGAAAAAUUACGACUAGCUCCAGUGUUUUUUUUUUUUUUUUGUGUAAAAUCGAAGGAACAUGUCGACAGCCGUCAUGAGCACAACAAUGUUCGAGUGUAGCGAGCAUCUUUUCAAGAAUGCGGCUUCCGCGAAGGCGAAGGAAGCAGCGUCAACGUCGUCGAACGCGUCCGGGAACGGUUCGUCCGGCAACAAUGGCGGCCACGCGCCUCUGCGGCGCAGCUACACGUCCCUGGUAACCACUCUGAUCGAGCAGCACCGUAAGCUGGACCGCAGCGCAAGCGAGCCGACGUCCCGGUACAAGACAGAGCUCUGUCGGCCGUUCGAGGAGAGCGGCACGUGCAAAUACGGCGACAAGUGUCAGUUCGCGCACGGUUACAGCGAACUGCGCAACCUUGCCCGUCACCCGAAAUACAAGACCGAGCUGUGCCGCACCUUCCACACGAUCGGUUUCUGCCCGUACGGGCCGCGUUGCCAUUUCAUUCACAACUUCGAGGAGGCGCGAAUUCACAAUCAGAAGGUGAGCGCCCAGCUGGGCUCCACGCAGCCGAACAUCAUGGGCUUGAAUCCGUUGUUGAGCGCGGCGGCCGCGGCGGCAGCAGCGGCGGCGGCCGUCGGCGGCAACAGCGCCGCCUGCAACGGCUCCAACGUAAAUCAAACCGUGAACAGCGUGGCGCUCCUCGAGCAGAUCGCCGCGUCGCCGCAAGUCGCGGCAGCCGCCACGCCGAGCCUGAUGAGAACCAACUCGUUGAGCCUGUGCAGCGGCACGAACACCUACAACCCGCCGCCGUUGCUCAGAACGAAUUCCUUGAGCUUGACCACCAGCCAGCAUCACCAUCACCACUCCCACCACCACCACCAUCAUCAUCAGACCGGCUCGACGACGGUCAGCUCGGUGAUCGGCGCCACCAGGCCGAAGCCGUUGAAUCUGAGCCCGACGUUCUCCCUGGGCAGCACCGGGGACUCGAUCUCGCCCUCGUCCAGCCUCAGUCAGUCGCCCACAAACUCCAUGGCGAGCUUCUUCAGCGACGACUGCACCAGCCAGCAACCGUCCGUCACGAGUCUACCGAACACCGCGUUCAGCUUCGGCCAGGAUUUCGGUCUGCUGGCGACGAGACAGAGCCCCAGCCCGCGGACGAACAGCGUCUGCAGUCCGUUGGGCUCCGACGAGCUGGCGCCGAGGACGCCGUCGCCGUUGUCGCCGAACGCCGAGUCCAGGCUGCCUGUGUUCAACAGGAUCAGCAGCACCCUCGGCGACUUCGAGAACCUGAAGAUCUAAGGGAGCCUCUCCUGGGUCCUUCGACUCUUUGGUAUAUAUUUAUAUAUCGUUUAUCUUUUUUGUCGCAAAUUUCUUUCACGAGGACACGCACAAACGCGCACACACACAGACGUUACGUGUAGAGAGAGAUGAUUGUGUUCACGAGAACGUUAUUUUCUUUAAACCCGAAGGAGAACCCGGAAAUGCGAAGAGCGUUGGACCCGAAGACGCUAAUUUAUCUAACGAAAAGACAGGAGAACGUGUGGGGGAGAGGGGGCGGGCUCUCCCACCGACUCGAGGAGAAAGUUUCUUUUUCUUUUAUUUUUUUUUUCUUUCUUUUUUUUUUUAAAAGAAAACAUUUUGAGCUGCAUUUCUCGCGUGGGACGGAUUCUUCCUCUCCGUCGUACUCGGCUUCUUAUUUAAGCGUUUCUUUUCCGUUCGUAGAACACGUUAGACAUCUUAUUCUCGUUCUUUAAAACGAUCGUCUCUUCCUUUUUAUCAUAAUCGUCCUGAUUAUUAUUAUAUUAUAUUAUAUAUUAUAUAUUAUUAUCGCUAUAAUUAAUAUUAUUAAUAACGUUAUCAGUAAUAUCACUAUCGUAUAUAUACUGAAUAUCGUCAUUACUCUUAACUGCAUUAGUAGCGUCAGUCACUUUCUGACUCCGACCACCAGGGCCGUUUUCUUCUCUUUUUUUCUUUAAUUUAGGUUUACGGUUCAUUUAGUGGAAAAGUCGAGAUCGUAAUCAGCCCGGAUGCACGCGAACGAUAACGAAACAUGAUUCAGGAUCGGAGGGGGGGAGUCGUUGGAACGGGAGGAACUGGCCCCAAGUUUCUUCCGAAUCGUAACUUUCCACGAGCAAGUUGUUCUUUGAUCUCUCUUGGACACCCGGUACAGUGCCUCUUCUCGUUCCUCCGGCUCCUCCGCCCUUGGUGCGAUCUCCGAUCCACGGACUCGCCUACGAGAGUGUCGUCGCGUACGAUCCGGGGCAGGUGAAACGUUGCAAUAUUCCAAAACACUUAGUACGUUACGUUUCUAUUCUUCGAUUCGUAAUAUCCUUUUCUUUUUUCUUAAUUCUUUCAUUUUGUAACUUUUUAAUCUUUCGAUGUCCCUUCGUCCGCGAGGAAGGGAAAGGAAAGUUGCGUCGAGAGUGAAAGGAAAUGACGAAAGAUAGAUAUAGAUAGAGAGAGAGAGAGCAACAGCAGCAGCGCCACGCACUCGCGACGGACGAAGGCGAGUAGAGCGAACAGAGACAGAGAGAGAGAUGAAGUGAGAGCGUGGCGCGCUCUGUCGGUAUUGGGGCGGUGUGACGAAUCGCGCGAACAGAUCAACAAUCAAACCAUGCUAUGCAAAUUAAGUGGCUUAAGAACUCCGAUUGUCUUCCAAUGUUUGAGCGAGUGAAAGUGUGUUUGUGUGCGUGCGUACCAGGCGGCGAGAGGAAGAUGGCGCCGCGGUGCGAGCCAAGCGCCGCGGUGACGAGCAAAAGGGGGAUAAUAAGAGAAAGUGGUGGCGCGUUUGUUCCGAGUUUGUGCGUGUGUGUGAAACUGUGCGUGUGCCUGCGCGUGUGCGUGUGUGUAUGCGUGUGUGUAGCAUUACGCAUGGGAAACGACGUGUUCUCCGAGUGAAUCUGUCCUUCGUACGUAAGUCACAUGAAAACGUGUUUUGUGUGCCGAGAGAAAGAGGUUAUAUUUUAUAGGCGAGGAGUCGGCUUAAGGGCUUUCGAGAAAAUCUAUUCGCUUCGAAGGCGGCCGGACACGUUUCCUUGACGACGAUUUCAAUUUUCACGCCUAUUAAACGCGAUCGGUUUUUUCGACAACGAGACAUAUUACUCGUCCUUCGAAGCAAUUCUUUUUUACGAGAGGACCAAUAGGCGCAGGAAUUUCCGACCAGCUUUAAGUUACCUUUACUUAGGAUCCUUUUUAUCAGUUUUUUCCCCCCCAUUUAGAGAUUUUUUUUUUCUUUUUUUUUCUUCGUCCUUGGCUAGGGGAUUUUGGCUUUUUUUUUUACACUGACGCCUCCUUGGUUUUAUCGCGAAAGAAAGGGACGAGAGUCACUUUCGCCAAUUCUUAGCGUAUUCGAAAAGGGGUGAAAUAAGUUUAAGACAAUCCGAGAAUCGAUAUGGGUCCAAAAAAGCCAAACGUAUCCCGCGGGGGAUUUUCUUUUUACCUUAAAAAAAAGAGAAACAGGAAAAAAAAAGAAAUCUCAGUGAUUCGCCGGAAGUUUUUAAUGAAUCAACAGGAACUUAGAGUAUAUUGUACGUUUAAGGAUAUCGAUGGCUUCCUCGCGGUGCCUUAAAGCAGGCCUUGAUUAUGAAAUAAGCGAUACGAAUGUGUGCGUUAGGCAAGAAAGAGAGAGUGAGAGUGAGAGGGAGAGAAAGAAAGAAAUAUCAACAAUAUCGUGGUAUAUAUAUAUAUAUAUAUAUAUAUUUAUAUAUAUGUAUAUGCAAUUGUUCUCUCCCGUUAAAAAAAAAAAUGUGAUAUGUAACUAUUGCAAUAGAAAUAUAAACUAUUAUUAAAAAAAUAUUCUAUUAUAGGGAGCGAAAGGUGAUGAGCAAGAGAGAUAGAGAGAAUGACGAACGAGAGUUUGAAUAGAGAGAAAGCGAGAGUGAACAAAAGUCAACGGGGGCGGCGUCAUUAUUUCGAGAGCGCGUCGGAUUCGCGGAAGAAAGCAUUUUUCGCGGCUCGGAGACGUUCGAAGAGACGCUUCGAGAAACAAAAAAAAAAAAAAAAAAUAACAACAUUUUAUUUAGACUUUCGAGAAUAUAUUCUUGUUUUGGAAAACGCUUGCUUCCGGUGGGCGCCGUUCCCUUGACGAUUUUGAAAGAAAGAGAGAAAGAGAGAAAGAGAGGGAGAGAGAGAGAACAAAAUAAAACGAAAGUGCCUAAAUGACGUGGUUUCUGAAAAUCGAAUACAUUUUGUACAUAUGCACACAGCACACUUCUUAUGGUAAACAAAAAAAAAAAAAAUAAUGUUUUCGUUUAAUUUAUACUUGAAAGCAAAUGUUAUUAUAGUUUUAGUUUAUUAAUAUUAUUAUAAUAUUAUUAAUAUAAUUAUUUUAUUAUUAAUUAUUAACUAUUAUUUUUAUUAUUAUUAUAAUUAUUAUUAAUAAUCGUAUUUCGCAACGCUGUACGCCUCAGUGAAGCCUCUGGCGCUUCGACGAACAGCACCGGCAUCCAUUUAAAUAUUUUUCUCCAUUAUUAUUUAUCUGGUCACAAUCGUUUCUUUUUUUCUUGAUUUUUUUUUUUCUUUUUUUUUAUUUCUCAUUUUUGUUCUCUUCCCGCUUGUAACGAUGAAAUUAUUUCGCGAGUGCUCACACACAGCUUCGUCGGUUGCUUCGACGAAUCGUCGUUUCAAAACUCCGAACUAUACGGUCAAUUAGUCCCGCGUCCCAUCUAUUAUCGCCGACACUUUUUUUGCGGUAAAAUAUAUUUAUAUAUAUCACGCUAUUAUUAUUAACGUUAUCACUAUUGCUAUUACUACUACUGCUGCUAUUACUACUACUUUAUACUACCCCUAUCACUACCACCACCGCUACUACUGUCGUUAGCACUAGCCUAGCAUUUCCACGGAUCGUUGUCAUUGAUCAUAUCAUCGUUCAUCGUCGUAAUUCCGUGCCAGGAAACGAAACGAAAAAGCAAACCCCCCCCCCCUCGUGCUGGGUUUCGUCGCGUUGCGUUCAACUUUGUACAUCAUCCCCCCAUUAUUUAACGAACAUUAUUUAAUUUCUUCUCCGUUAUUUCGUAAGCAUUUCCAUUUCUCUUGUGCCUUCGCGUCACGUUUAUCAAUCGCGGGCUUCCAUUUUCUUUUUGCUCAUUUACACGACGGCGAACGCGCUUCUUCGUUUUCACGCCGCGAAGUGGUCUCGACGUGAGAUCACGUUCGAGAAACUGUAGGGGACACCCGUUGUCUGCUCUUAAAUUAUUUUACCGAUUAUUUCUUUUUUUUUUUUUUUAACGCUGCUCGUUACUCGUCGAACGCGCGUUGGUUUCUCGAAGUCCGAUACACCGUAUCGAUGUCAGAUAACGAAGUAUCGUUUUGUACCAAUUUUCGAUACUUUUAUGACGAUAUUAACACCGUAUGGAUCGCGCGGGCGUCGAUACCGUCGUGAAACAUAUCGAAAAUAGGAAAAAGUCUCUAAUCGGUGCGGCCUGAGUUGCGAACAGAUACAACUUAAUCGAUACCGAUUAGAUACUGUUUCUUAUGUUUGAUAUAGUCGCUGUAAUAUCGACGUGUUCCAACAGCAUCGAAAAUCGAUGCCCCGGGUAGUCGAGAUUUUCCAUACCUCGCGAUAUUCCCAGCGAAACAUCGAUGUGUGUCGCGCCGGUACCGCUAAACAUGGCCGCCUCGAGAAACCAACGUUCGACCGGAACCGAAAAAUCAGUGGUAACACGCGUGUCAUAGCCUGUGCCGCGAUGUCUCCUGCAAAGCAUUAUCGUCUGUAACGUCUCGGUUCGAUAACUAAUCCUUUUCUUGUCAUUGACAACGAAGAAUAUACGCGAUACGGUAGCCAACGUAAUUUUUAGUUCGAUUCGUCGCGUCGCGAGCUCUCGUGCGUUAGCCGGCGCGGUUGCGCGCGCAGCUCGGUUAGAAAAUCUCUCGUGUGACGCGCGAGAGGGUCAAUCGGAACGAGACACGGACCCACGUACUACGUAGUACCAGUCGCACACAGGCUGGGACAGAGAACGCAGACGGAGAAAGAAUGAUAGAAGAGCGCGUUUACCCGGGCGCAGAGAGUGAAAGUCCCGGAGAAGUUUCUUCUCGCUCGGAAGAGAAAUAAAAAGAUGCGUGGGCACG
Molecule: messenger RNA, 6607 nt
Organism: Colletes gigas
Lineage: Eukaryota; Metazoa; Arthropoda; Insecta; Hymenoptera; Colletidae
Gene: Tis11
Product: protein TIS11
Exons: 2
Coding region: 623-1840 (405 amino acids)
Molecular function (GO): mRNA binding; metal ion binding
Source: RefSeq, a predicted model, not a curated record